Messenger RNA from Dinoponera quadriceps, 7299 nucleotides. RefSeq lists its product as uncharacterized. NCBI's taxonomy places the organism in Eukaryota, Metazoa, Arthropoda, Insecta, Hymenoptera, Formicidae. The record is from RefSeq and is a predicted model, not a curated record. The coding region runs from base 37 to 5382 and encodes 1781 amino acids. The transcript is spliced from 28 exons.
AUCAAAAAUAGCCGGUGCGCGGCAGUCAGUGCGGCGAUGUCGACGGCGAACGACGGUUCGGCGGUGCGGUUCGGCCGAUGGUGGUGGUGCUGGCGUAGAAGAAGGUGGAGUACUGCUACCCGCGGCCCUACGAUGCCGACGACGACGGAAUACCCGAGGAUACCGAUCGUCCUGCUGACCGUGUUGCUGGCGUUGGUGUCAGCCCCGCUGCUGGGCCAGGCCGACGCCGCCACGAGGACAAAAGUCGAGGAGUCGCCCCGCAAGCAGAAGGAGGCCGAGCCGGUGAUCGAGGAAGUCACCGCCAAGCAGCUCGAGCGGCUCCUCAACGAGAAGGACUUUGUCGCUGUGUACUGGUAUGCACGAAGUUGCACCACAUGCGACAAAGUUCUGGCCGAAUUGGAGAAAAUCGACGACGAUACAGACCACUUUGGAGUCGACUUUGUCAAGAUCAACGAUAAGCGAUUGGCGAAGCAAUAUGGCAUCAAAAACUUUCCUGCUCUCACGUACUUCCGCGAAAAAGAGCCGAUCAUAUACGAAGGUGACUUGAUGGACGAGGAAAACGUAUUGGAUUUCUUGACGAGUUUAGAAGCGAUGGAUUUGCCGGACCGUAUCGAGGAAGUUAACGCAAAAAUUUUGGGAAAAAUCGUCGAGGAAACCGACUUUGUAGCGGUACUUUUCUGUCCGGACACGCAGCGAUGCGCGGGCGCUGGUUCCAACAAGCCGGACUGCAAGAAGUGUCUGAAGGCCCUGCAGGAGCUGGAAAACAUCGAUGACGAGGCCGAUCAGUUAGGCAUUGGCUUCGUGAAGAUCGCGGACGAGGAGCUCGCGGACGAGUAUAAUCUCGGCCCUCUCCCGGCUCUUGUGUACUACAGGCAUCAGAUUCCAAUCAUUUACGAACAUGAACUGAGCAGAGAAGAGGAUGUACUGGAAUGGCUGGUGGCGAACAAGAGCACGGGAGAUGAAGAGGACGUUAUCGAGGAUGUCACCUCCAAGACCUUGAACACGCUGAUUGGAAACAUCGACAAUCUAGUCGUUCUGUUCUACGAUCACGGAGACGAAGAAUCAAUGCAGGCCCUGAACGAGCUGGAGAAGAUCGACGACGAUUGUGACAGGCAUGGGAUCCAGUUCGUGAAGAUCGAUGACGAGAAGGCGGCGGAGGAGUUCGGAAUCGACGAUCUGCCCGCGAUCGUCUACUUCGAGAAGCAAAUUCCAAACGUUUACGAUGGUGACAUAGAAAACGAGGACGAGAUCUUGGAGUGGCUGCUGUCGCAGCUGGAGAAGGACGAGAUCGAGGACGUAACCGACGAGAUGCUGGACCGCCUUAUCAAGGAUGGGAAAACCCUGGCCGUGCUGUUCUACGACAACAACGAUCGAAAAUCGCAGAGGGUUCUCAACGAGCUGGAGAACAUCGACGACGAGUGCGACCAGCUCGGCGUGGCGUUCGUGAAGAUCGACAAUGCGGACGAGGCCAAGGAGUACGGCAUCGAGAAGGUACCAACGAUGCUCUACUUCGAGAAAGGCAUCCCGAUGGUGUACCAGGGCAACCUCGAAGACGAAGAGAAGGUGUUGAAAUGGUUGGAGCAGCAGCAGAAGGCCGACCAGAUCGAAGACGUCACCGACGAGAUGCUGGACAUGGUUAUCGAGAAGAUGCCGCAUGUAGCCGUCCUCUUCUAUGACAAGGAUCAGAAGAAGAGUCAGAAGGUGCUGAACGAGCUGGAAAACAUCGACGACGACUGCGACCAGCACAAUAUAGCCUUCGUGAAGAUCAGCGACUUGGAAGAAGCGAAGGAAUACGGCAUAGACUCGCUUCCCAUGCUGGUCUUCUUCGAGCGGAAGAUACCGCACGUUUACGACGGCGACCUCAUGAACGAGGAUCAAUUGCUGGGCUGGCUGCUGCACCAGAAGAAGCACGUCGAGAUCCCGGAAGUGACGGACGAGAUGGUAGAGAAGCUUGUGGAGACCUCGCCGUACAUAGCAGUCCUGUUUUACGACAAGGACGACAAGCAGGACAUACGGAUACUGAACGAGCUGGAGAACAUCGACGACGAACUGGAGAAGGAGGGCAUCGUGAUCGUGCGUAUAGACAACGACGCCGAGGCGAAGGAAUACGGUAUCGAUCAUUUGCCGACCCUGGUGUACUUCGAGGACAAGAUCCCGGCGAUCUACGAGGGCGACCUGCUGAACGAGGACGAGGUCCUCGAGUGGCUGAUAGAGCAGAAGAACAGCGCCACCAUCGAGGAGGUCACGGACGAGAUCCUGACGGAUCUCAUAGACGACCACGAAUACGUCGUGGUGUACUUCAGUGGGAGCUGCGACGAAGGGGAGGAAUGCGACAAUAUCCUCGACGAGCUGGAGAACAUCGACGACGAGCUCGACGAGACCGGCAUCAUAUUCGUCACCACCGAGGACCUCAGCAUCGCGAAGAAGUAUGGCGUCAAGCAUUUCCCGACCCUCGCAUUCUUCCGCAACAAGGACCCGCUCAUCUAUACCGGUGAUCUCGACGACGAGGACGAAGUGUUGUCCUGGAUCACGGACGAGAACACCUUAGAGAUACCGGGGAGGAUCGAGGAGGUGAACGCUAAGAUGUUGGAAAACAUUCUCGACGAGAACGACUACGUAGUCGUAUUUUUCUACAAAGAGGGCGACAAGAAGAGUCACAAGAUCCUCCAGGAGCUCGAGAAUAUCGACGACGAGUGCGAGGAGAAGGAUAUCGAUUUCGUAAAGAUUUCCGACGAAGGGAUCGACAAGGAGUACGAUCUGCCGGGGCUGCCAGCCUUGGCGUUCUACCGGCACAAAUUCCGGCAGAUCUACGCCGGCGACAUGAUGCACGAGGAGCAGAUUCUGGACUGGGUGCUCGAGCUUCGAACGACCACGCCGGACGUGAUCGAGAGCGUCGACAGGAAAACGCUGCAGGUGCUCAUCAACGACGUCGAGCACCUCGCCGUAUUCUUCUACGAUGACAAGUGCGAAUCCUGCCCGGAGAUCCUCGAGGAGUUGGAAACGAUUGACGAUGAUACCGACAAGCACGGUAUCCAGUUCGUCAAGUCGAAUGACGCGAAACUCGCGGCCGAGAUCGGCGUCUUCUCCUUCCCAGCUCUCGUUUAUUAUGAGACCGGAGUGCCCAUCAUGUAUGACGGUAAUCUCCUCGACGAAACCGAAGUACUCGAAUGGAUGGUGAAACAGAAGACCGACGAGAGCAUCGAGGAGAUCGAUCGUGAGACUCUCCUCAAGUACAUCGAGACGAAAGAAUUUCUCGCUGUCGUAUUUUACAAAGAGGAAGACCCAGAAAGCCCUAGAGUGCUCAGGCACAUCGAGCUGAUCGAUGACGAGGCGGCGGAGUACGGAAUAAAGGUCGUCAGGAUGAAAGAUCGGCUGAUGGCAAAGAAGUACGGCUACCGGAAUCCACCCGGCAUCACUUACUUCCGCAAGGGUAAGAGCAUCAACUACGACGGUGACAUCGACGACGAAGAGGAGAUCCUCGAUUGGCUGACCAACCCGGAGAACAUGGAACUGACUGAUCACAUAGAGCGAAUCAACAAUAAGAUGUUCCAGAAAGUUCGACAAACGACGGAUUACCUGGCCGUGUUUUUCUACAGCAACGACUGCAAACAAUGCGGCCGGGUAUUGGCAGAGAUCGAGCACAUUGACGACGAGGCCGACGGCGCCGGCAUCAAAUUCGUGAAGAUCGACGACAAGCAGUUGGCCAAACAUUACGGUGUUUUUGCCUUGCCGGCCAUACUAUUCUUCAAGAUGGGCUCGAAGGAGCCGGUCAUAUACGCAGGUGACUUGUACGACGAGGAGCAGAUCUUGCAGUGGCUGAUGACGCAAAAAGACCCGUCGGGCGAAGUGAUCGAGGCCCUGGAAGGCGAGGAUCUGCUGAACUUGAUACGGGAAUCGGAAUCCUUAGCCGUGUACUUCUGGAACAGAACGCUUUGCGACAUGUGCCAAUCAAAAGCGUACCGCAAGCAGAUGCGCCACAAGCAGGAGCACAGCAGGAACGCGGAACACGCGGACGCGGCCGAGGACAACGAUGGUACAGCAGAUCAAAAUCCCGACGAUUGCGCGCAAUGCGUGGCGAUACUCGAGGAACUGGAAAACAUCGACGACGAUUGCGACCGUCACGGCAUCACGUUCGUGAAGACGCAAGACUUCAAGGUAGCCGAGGAUUACGGAGUGAUCGAUCUUCCGGUGCUGGUCUAUUUCGAGAAACAAGUGCCGAAUGUGUUCGAAGGUGAUCUCUCCGUAGAAGAGGAAGUGUUGCAAUGGCUGAUUACCCAGAGAACGGAAGAUCGGAUCGAACUGAUCACAAGAGUGAUGCUGGAAACAUCCGUCGAAGAGACUCAAUAUUUAGCGGUCUACUUCAAUAAACAAAACUGUCACAUAUGCGACGAGAUCCUGGAGGGCCUGGAGAGAAUCGACGACGAAUGCGACGUAUUCGGGAUACACAUGGUGAAGAUCCAAGAUGCGCAGCUGGCGAAGCGGUACUCGAUCAAGACAUUCCCGGCGCUCGUUUAUUUCCGCAACGGCAACCCUCUUCUUUUCGAAGGAGAUCUCCAGAACGAAGAAUCUGUCCUCGAGUGGCUGAUCGAUGACGACAAUCGCGAACUCGCCGAUGAGAUAGAAUCCGUCAACGACAGGAUGUUAGAGAGACUCCUAGACGAGUCUCCCUUCCUAGCUGUUUUCUUCUACGACGAAGACUGUCCAGAAUGUCACGAAAUCAUGGAAGCAUUAGAGAAGAUCGACGGCGAGGCUGAUCUCUUCGGCAUCGACUUCGUGAAAAUCGACAGCCCAGAGGCGGCCGAGAAGUACGGCAUCCUCAACGUGCCAUCCCUCGUGUACUUCCGGAAGAAAACACCGCUCCUAUACGACGGCGAUCUCACGCAGGAAGACAAGAUUCUGCAAUGGCUCACCUCACAGGACGUGUUUGAAAUCAAGAAUGAGAUCGAGGAAGUCAACAGAAAGAUGCUGGACAAACUGUUGGACGAGAACGAGUUCCUCGCGGUUUUCUUUUACGAAUUCGACAACCCGGAGAGCGACGAGGUGAAUGAGAAACUAGAACAGAUCGACGACGAGACCGACAAUUUAGAUAUUACGUUCGUCAAAAUGGCGGAUCCAAGAUACGCUCGAAAAUGGGGAGUCAUCAAGCUGCCCGCCAUUGUCUAUUUUCGCAAAAGAUUCCCAAGCAUCUACAGAGGUGACCUGCACAAGGAACAGGAAGUUCUCGAGUGGCUGCGCAAGAACCGAUACCGGCAGCCGGAGCUCAACAUUUAUAUGUACAUGCUGAUCGCCAUAGCUAUCCUUUUCCUUAUGUACACCGGUUUCCUCCUGUCGUGCUUCCGCGCGGAGCCGGCCGCGACCGUCGCGCAUCCCAAGCAAGCGUGAAUACGCGGCCACCACGGGAAGAAGUGAGACGAGAGAAUGUAAAAAAAGACAGGACUCGUGAAUCCGCGUGCGUGCGCGCGCGCGCGUGUGCAUCGCUCGAUACUUCGUUUGAUACUCCGAUUCCCCCAGGACGAUUUGGCGAAUCAAGUUCGUCUGGAACGAACAACUCGUACGUACGCGCUCUUCGCUGUUACGAUGAGGAUGACGUAACGAUGACUAUUAUUACUAUUACUAGAAAGGAAAAAUAUAGCGAGCGACCUGCCUGCCUGCCUGUCUGCCUGCAAAGAAACGCGCCCGGACCGCUGUCAAACGCUAAGAUAUAUACGCCGCGCAAAAGAGAGACGGAGAUAACGUGCACGAACACUGAGAAUCUUACGGCCGUACUUCAGGGCCGAGAAAAACAAAUCGAGAUUGACUCGCGCAUUUGUUCGCACAGAACAAGCUUCCAGAAUUUCAUCUUCCGAGUACCGUGAGCAACGAGAUGAUCUAAAAAGAAGGAAAAAAACACACACACACACAUACGGCUUUCUAGAAAUUAAUCGCGAUCGGUGACAUUGUUUAACAGUUUUUCUUCUGUCUUGCAGAACGUGGUGAUCGAGUAAUAUUAACACGAUGAUGUUUUGUUGAAAUACUUGGAAUCCGCUUAUAUCUCGGCAUUAUACUUUGGCACCACCCUAAACCGAUGCUGACUUUUAUAAGACUCCUGGGUCCUCGCUGUGACUGUCUCCUUGUUUGAUGACGUCGGAAGCGAGAAACAGCCAAAUAUAUCACGGUGUAUAUAGAGAUGAAAAAAAUAUAAUAUAUGCACAAAAUGACACUCAUGACCGAUUCGGCAUACUCGUAAAAAUGUCCGCUUUACUUUGACCUCAACAAUCAAUAAGUAGCCGAAAAUUACUGUGACACAUAACUUACGUUCUUGGCAAGUUUUGUCCUAUUUCUGCUGGCAGUCUGUCAACAAAGUCUGAUCUAACAGAUUAUCCAACCUGUUGACCAUUUUGCUAAGAAAAUUUGUAAACAAAAUUGUAGCAAGCAUUUGACAAGAUUUGCUCUGACAGAUCUGGCUGACUGGGUUGUUUUGUCUCGACGUACACCAUAAUAUACUUCGGCAUGCGAUUUCUCACUUCUUACGUCACCGAACAGCCGCAGUGAGGAACUGUGAAGUCUUAAGCGGGAUUUACAAUGCGAUUGCAGGAUCGUGCACUCGUAUUUUACCAACAAUUUGGUCGUAGUCGCUGGAAUUGAACCGGCUGCAACUGUACGACCUUGCGAUCAUAUUGUAGACGAGCCUUAGCGUUUAAUAUGUCACACGUCGGCAUCGACGAAUAUCUUCCCGCCACGAUCUUCUUUUUCUCCAAUAACCACUGACCAUUGUCUUCUCAUUUUUCUGUCGAUUGUUACUGUCUCGUUAGUAGAAUUAUUAUCACGUAUAUUAUAUUAUCACCUCAUUCACAUAAUCAUUAUUAUUACUACACACACACGUGCACGCGUACACACGUACACACAUGGCAUACAGAAACACACUGUCCAUCUAAUGAUCCAUCUAAUUAUCGCUAUUGUUAUUACUAUUUUUAUUACUACAAUUACUACCGUUAUUAUUGUUAUUAUUAUUACUACUACUACUACUAGCACUACCGUUAUCUAUUUUAUUAUUAUUAUUAUUAUUAUCGUUAGCAUAACUCACUAGUGGAUUUGACAGCGGUCUACAGUCGCGUAAACUCUGUUUAGUUUAUGCACGGUAGAAUGCACGAGUCUUCGUAACGAUGAGUUGUACAGAUCGAUAUCCGACGACCAACAAAAGUACGGUACUACAACGAGUCCCACACAAUACACAAGACGAGAGUUCGUCCGCUCAUCUUACGAGAAGACUGAGGUGUCAUUGUUACCAUAAUGAAUAAAGAACGCACAUCCUUGGACCAA